This is a messenger RNA of Racocetra fulgida, 897 nucleotides long. Lineage: Eukaryota; Fungi; Glomeromycota; Glomeromycetes; Diversisporales; Gigasporaceae. The record is from the annotation of a GenBank genome assembly.
AUGACCAUAAGCAAUUGUUCUUCUGGAGGUUUUAAUGGUGCAAAUAAUCUCAAACCCGAAUACUUCGAUGCAUUUGCCAAGUACCUGACUGAUGUUGUUGAUUGGUAUAGCAAACAAGGAAUUACUUUCAGAAGUUUAGAGCCAUUUAAUGAACCUUUAGGUCAUUGGGGUGAAAAAGCCGUAGAUGCAUAUAUAUCCAAUCAAGAAGUUCUUACCAUAGAGUGCUUUGAUGAUGAAGCUAAAUCAUAUAUCAGUCAGUUUAAUACUCAUGCUUAUGGAGGAGAUCAAAAAUCAGAGCUCUUAAAUAUUUCAAAACUAGAUGAUAAGAAACUUUGGAUGAGCGAAGUUGGAUUAACAGUAUCAAGAGUACCAAAUGAUAUGUCUACAAGCAUUAUUCUUUCUGAAAAAAUUCUAAACGAUAUGAGGAUUCUAAAGCCAAAUGCAUGGGUUUAUUGGCAAGCACAAUAUGACCAUGACUGGGGUUUAAUUGGUACAGAUUUUCGUAAUUCAACUUCUCAAUUCAAUAUACGUCUAGCAUUCUAUGGAUAUGCUCAAUACACCAAGUUCAUUCGCCCAGAAUAUCGAAUUAUUUAUUCCAAUGACAAUGAUACACUUUCUGCAUAUCAUGCUAGCAGCAAGACACUUGUUAUAGUUUGCACAAAUAAGAAUAAUGUAUCUGAAGUUUGGAGUCUUGAUGUCUCUAUGUUCAAAGUUGGUAAAUUUACCGCUUUCCGUACAUCCAGCAACAAUGAAACACUCACUGAAUUACCAAAACAAUGGAACAUCACUAAUGGCACCCUAACCCAUUUAAGUCCAGCCUAUUCUAUAACCACUUGGGUUUUUUCCUCAACCACUAUCAAAAAUCACUCUGCAGAUGGGCUGGAAACAUAUUUGUGA